Molecule: messenger RNA, 1990 nt
Organism: Pseudoliparis swirei
Lineage: Eukaryota; Metazoa; Chordata; Actinopteri; Perciformes; Liparidae
Exons: 4
Coding region: 685-1392 (235 amino acids)
Source: RefSeq, a predicted model, not a curated record
AAUGACAACUGUUUUCAAGUUGGCCGAUAAAGUCGCUGCUGUGUGGGCGAGUGAACAGCGGAAUAUUCUACAUGUUUCAGACGUUGACCGGGUGGAAGAGGCUUUUAAAAGAGUUUGAGCGGUACUCCAACCACAAAAGACCCGACUGCAAAAGAAUAGACCUGCAACCCAUUUGUAAACAAACCCACCCGGUGAAUCGAGACCGUCCGAGCUAGAAUUUUUUUUGUUCGAGAUGCAAAUGACGGUGGCCUUAAGGGACAUUUCACACAACAACUCUGCCGGUGUUCUAAUGACAGCGACCAGAACUCGGUUCGGAGCAGCGGACCAAACACACGUCUGUGUCGCCGUCUCCAUUAGCGGCUCGUUGCAGGUAAACAAGCGCACGGCUCACACUAAUUCGGCGUAAUGAUGAGUUGUAGUUUUGGCACUUUAUGCCCUUCGUAUAAUUGUAUGACGUCAUAUUUAUUACGUCAUUUAUAUUGCCGGUCCGUGAAAAUAAUUUCUGACACGGAACCGGUCCGUGGCUCAAAAAAGGUUGGGGACCGCUGCUCUUGCACAUAUAACAUGUAUUCUAGGAGCUUGAGCCUCCAGGCAUGGAGACAGCUCGUAUAGGUGCAGAAAAAGUAGCUGCUCACACGCCAACCUGAACAUUAGCGCUGCUGAGAGUGAAGAGAGCACGGCAUCAUGCAGCCGGCUUCCUUCUCACUCCUCCUGGUUGCCGUACAUGUGUGUGUACGGGUGGACUGUAAACCGAGGCCCCGGGAGCCCGGGCUCCCUUUACACCGUCAGCAGAGCGGCGAGGAGGCGGGAGCGGAUACAUCCGUUGGUACCAGUCGUUUCUCCUCGGGGCUGAGUGGGCCGAUGGGAAAAGGCAUUGACAGAAACCUUUUGGUUAUUUUGCCAGUGAGAACCGCUGCAAGCAACUUUGUGUCAAUAUUUGAUUUGAGAAGAAAACAGUUCCUCUGCAUGGAUUCUGAGGGAGAGCUGCGGCACUCUAGGCACAAGGACACAGCAGACUGUCUCUUCCAGCGCAUUGGGUCGGCUGUGGCGACCCGGCUGCUCAAGCUGAGGGCCGCCGAGCUGAGGGCCGCCGAGCUGGAGCCCCCUGAACCCUCCUGGGCCCUGGCGGAGAGCUUCCUGGGCCCCUUGGUGAAGAGACAGAGGAGGAGCGAGCAGGUGAACCCCUCUGAUCCACUACGAUCACAGUCGCAUCCCUCUCACCCCGCCAAGGAACACAAGGACGCAGAGCCCCGGCAGCCCGAUCAGGACCAGGCCGGCGCCGUGUCCAAAGAGACCAUCUCCUCCUGCGAUGACCCGCUUCGGGUCUUACAGCCCAACGGGCCGGUCAGUCCCGUCAAGACUAAUAUCGCAGACCGAGCAGAACAAGACUAAGAUACUGAACCCGGGUUUAAUAGGUGAGAUGUCAAGCCGCGGGUCUGUCGUUAGUUCUGAGAAGUCACCUUGUGCGUGGCUGCAUGGUGGAGGAGAUGCUCUGCUGCAGUUGAGCCACACCAUGACUCGCGAAGGGCUGGGAGAGUCAGAUGGACCCCGGGGUGGAGGUGGGGGGGUACUAUGGUACUAUUGCUAAUGUGCCAGGUUACAUCACAGCAGCUUGUACAGAUCUUGUGUUUGAAUAGCAGAUGAAGGUAACUUUGGUCCCGCGUCCCACGCUGACCUCUUCCCUCAGUCACGUUGUAAACUUGGGUUGGAUGUGGCAGCGUUUGUUUAGCAGAUGUCAAAAUAUGUAAUCUGAAAGUAAUAGACCAGCACAUAAUGGGGAAAAAAAAACUGCCAUUUCCUCUGAUAAUACAGUGAAGAGAAUCAAAUUAAAAAGUUAGGUGCCGGACACCAAUAGUCACAGCAAUGAAAAACUAUUUAUUUAUUGAAAUGUAUUCGAUAACUUUCUUCUUUCGCCUAUACUGUUUUAUUAUUUAUACACGUCAUGUUGUGAUGUUUCUUAUGUGAACGAAAUAAAAGGUAACUAUACUCA